CAAAAGUAUAGACUGUUGUCCUGAUAUUUAUACUCACUCAUGGAAUAAAUUUAAGCCAUAAAUUUUCUUUAAAAAUUGAUUUUUGCCUAAGACCUGAGGAAAGGAUAAUUUAAUAUCCUCCUGGUAUUUUUUUUUUAAAAAUGAGUACAAAAAAGAAUGAAAAAAUAAUACUAAGGAAAACAAAAGAUCUAGGGCAGAUGUGUUCAGAUCUUUAAGUAAAUUUUCUAUUUUAAUUGUGAGAUAAUUUGGAAGUUGAAUGUUUUCAGACACAUGAUAUUGGAAAUAUUUUCCCUGUUGUUUUUCUGUCAACUUUGACAUUGCGAGGUCAUUGACUAUGUACACCUGGAAUCACACAAAUAAACCAGACUUCAUCCUCAUGGGAUUGACAGAUUUGAAAGAAAUACAGCUGGUCCUCUCUGUACUGUUUCUCUUGAUAUACCUAGUCACUGUUCUGGGGAACAUAGGCAUGAUGUUGAUCAUCUAUAUAGAUGCUCAGCUUCACACUCCAAUGUAUUUUUUCCUUACCAAUCUGUCAUUUCUUGACCUCAGUUAUUCAACUGCCAUCACACCAAAAAUGUUAGAGAACCUGCUAACGGCAAACAAGAGUAUUUCCUACAUAAAUUGUUUCACCCAACUGUACAUUUUCAUCCUCUUAGCAGCUACUGAAUGUUUUUUGCUUUCCUCAAUGGCCUAUGACCGCUACAUAGCCAUCUGCAACCCUUUACAUUACCCAGUUAUUAUGUCUUCACGAUGCUGCCUUGCUCUCCUUACUGGGUCCUAUGUAAUUGGAGCUGUGGAUUCCUCUGUAACCAUGUUUAGCAUGAUUACCCUACAUUUCUGCAAAUCCAACAUCAUCCGUCAUUUUUAUUGUGACACAUCUCCACUUCUAUCUCUGUCUUGCAGUGACACACAUGUAGUUGAAAUCAUUAUAUUCAUUUUUGCAGGUUCCACAAUCCUGGGGUCCCUUAUCACAAUAUCUGUAUCCUAUAUAUCCAUUCUUUCUACUAUUUUGAAGAUAAAUUCUACUUCAGGAAAGCAAAAAGCCUUUUCCACUUGUGCCUCUCAUCUCCUCGGAGUGACUGUUUUUUACAGCAGUCUGAUUUUUACUUAUUUAAAGCCAAGUAAGUCAUAUUCUUUGGGAAAGGAUCAAGUAGCUUCUAUUUUCUACACAAUUGUGAUCCCCAUGCUGAAUCCACUUAUUUAUAGUCUCAGAAACAAAGAAGUCAAAAGUGCUGUUGUUAGAUUAGUGAAGAAAAGACAAGGAUCCUGGAAGUUAAGAUAAACAGUCAGUCACAUUGUUCCUACUUUCAUGUUCCCUUACUGAGUUUCCAUAAACAAGUAUAAUCAUUUUUACAUUUCUAUUUGUU
Molecule: messenger RNA, 1367 nt
Organism: Mastomys coucha (southern multimammate mouse)
Lineage: Eukaryota; Metazoa; Chordata; Mammalia; Rodentia; Muridae
Product: olfactory receptor 8H1-like
Exons: 2
Coding region: 335-1282 (315 amino acids)
Biological process (GO): G protein-coupled receptor signaling pathway; sensory perception of smell
Cellular component (GO): membrane
Molecular function (GO): odorant binding; olfactory receptor activity; G protein-coupled receptor activity
Source: RefSeq, a predicted model, not a curated record